Messenger RNA from Aspergillus viridinutans, 1005 nucleotides. RefSeq lists its product as uncharacterized. The transcript has a single exon. NCBI's taxonomy places the organism in Eukaryota, Fungi, Ascomycota, Eurotiomycetes, Eurotiales, Aspergillaceae. The coding region runs from base 1 to 1005 and encodes 334 amino acids. The record is from RefSeq and is a predicted model, not a curated record.
AUGUCUCAAUACGCUGCCGCUCACGCUAGCCCAGAAGGACCAGGCGACUCUCGACCAACAGCAUUGCAAGUGGUCAAAGAUGAAGGAAUGGAAGGCAAGUUAGAGGGCAAAGUGAUUGUCAUCACCGGAACCUCGUCCGGCCUUGGUAUUGAAACGGCGCGCGCGCUCUCCGCCACCGGAGCAACGCUGUACCUGACAGCUCGAAAUGUCCCCAAAGCCAAAGCUGCCUUGGCCGACAUUGCUGAGACAGGUCGUACGGAAUUCAUCGAAAUGGAUCUAGAAUCCUUCGAAAGCGUACGUGCGGCUGCGGGGACGAUUCUCGCAAAGACCGGCAAGGUCAAUAUCCUGAUCAACAACGCUGGAAUCAUGGCCGUGCCACGUCUGGAAUUCACCAAGGAUGGCUACGAGCUGCAGUUUGGCACCAAUCACCUCGCUCAUUUCCUUCUUUUCCAGCUAUUGAAACCAGCGCUCCUGGGCGCCUCGACCCCUGGUUUCCAUUCUCGAGUUGUCAAUGUGUCCUCUGCCGCCCACUGUCGCAACGGAAUCAAUGCAUCGGACAAUUACAACUUUGAGAAAGGUGGUUACGACCCCUGGGUAGCGUACGCGCAAUCGAAAACUGCCAACAUCUACAUGGCCAAUGAGAUUGAGCGCCGCUACGGCUCUCUUGGGCUUCAUGCAACGAGCGUUCAUCCUGGGGGAAUUUUAACUGGUCUUUCGAAGCACAUUCCCGACGCGGAGGUUGCGACAAUGUUGGAAGACAAGGCUCUGGUCAAGAGCUUGAAGAGCCCAGAGCAAGGUGCUGCGACUACGGUUUGCGCUGCUAUUGGCAAGGAAUGGGAGAAAAAGGGAGGCAAGUAUCUCGCUGAUUGUGCUGAGGCGACGGGUGAAAAUGAUGAUGGCAAUAUGGCGGGAGCGAAGUAUGCCAGUCACACUUACGAUGCGGAGAGCGAAAGCAGGCUUUGGAAAGACUCGUUGAAAAUGGUGGGAUUGGCGGAUGAUCAGUAG